This is a messenger RNA of Motacilla alba alba, 756 nucleotides long. Its product is annotated as ovomucoid-like. Gene Ontology annotation, molecular function: protein binding; serine-type endopeptidase inhibitor activity. NCBI's taxonomy places the organism in Eukaryota, Metazoa, Chordata, Aves, Passeriformes, Motacillidae. Bases 73 to 327 code for a protein of 84 amino acids. The record is from RefSeq and is a predicted model, not a curated record. The transcript is spliced from 4 exons.
CCUAUAAAUGGUCCCGCACGGCCAUGGCCACGCUGGGGCCACCGCAGGAGCGGAGCUGGCUCGGGGACAGCCAUGAAGGUCACCCUGGUGCUCCUGGCGCUGGCAGCUCUGUGCCUGGCAUUUUCCACUGCAGAUGCUGCCACACAGAAUGAGGUGGACUGCAGUGAGUACAGGAGGAUGGAGAGGGGGAGGCCCAUUUACUGCGAGAGGCUCUACCAACCCUUCUGCGGCUCCGAUGGCAAAACCUACAACAACAAAUGCUCCUUCUGCAAGGCUGUGCUGAGGAGCAGAGGGGCCCUGCACAUGAAGCAGGCAGGAGCGUGCUGAGGGAGCUGUGCUGGGGGCAGCUCCACUCUGCCCGUGCCUGCCUUCCCUCCAGCCUGCCCCGCCAAGCCCAGCCCGAGAGAAGUGCCAGCUCUGCUCUGCUCCUGCUCCUGGGACUGAGCCUCCUGUCCUCGCAGCAGAACUGCUCCUGAGGCUUUACACCAGCCCUUCCUUGAUGGGCUUUGUCUCCAUGGCUGAAGUUCGAAUCCUCUGACAAUGCCCCAAGUCUCUCCCCCUUGUUGAUCUAAUGUUUUCUUUCCUUUACCCAGAAACUUCAGCAGGUAUUUUUUCCCAAAGGUUUUCAGCUUUCCCAGGCACUGCUCUGACUCUCCCAGUUUUGUAGCUGAAUUUUAAGUGCUUAUUUUUCACCCCUCUCUGUACAAUUCUGGUUCCUGUAUGUUGUUCAGCUACUCGGUGUACUUGUUUAUUAAA